AUGGACCAGGAAGUGCUAGACAUUCCAACUUCCCCUUCCCCUGACGACUGUGACUAUGUGCUGGCCAGAAGUGCUUCAGUUGAACCUGAGGAAGAGAAACAAGAGCUUCCUCUAGAAGGCUUAUGUCCCAGCAGACAGGAAACAUCCCAAAGGAACUCCAGCAGAGACGCCUGGGAGAUCUCCAAGGACCCAGUGGCUGAGGCAAGACCAAAGAACUCCACAUCUAUUAAAUCCCCAGUACCUCUUUCAGCAAAGUGUGGUCAGAAUAAAAAACAGAGGAAAGAGAGUCUCCAGACCAAAACUCCCUCCACUGAGAGUCUUGAUUCAGGAAGACUUGAAGAGGAAAGAGAAGAUAGUGGGCAUGAGCCAAGAGAGGGGAGCAACACCUACCGCCACUCUGCAAUGUCCAGGCAGAGGGAAGCAGAGGGAACCAAAUCCAUAUCAAGCACUAAAGAACCAGUAACAGGCAAGCACCAAAACCUGAAGUCUAGAGGACCUGAAUCUUCCAGCAAGACCAUCAAAGCCAGCUAUGAAAAAGUCAAGGAGACCUGCAACAGAUUAAGUCCUAAAGAGUCUUUAGCAUCAUUAGGGCCAGAUGGGAAAGCAGAAUGGAAGCUCCCUCUGGAGAACAGAAAGAGAACGAGCUCCAUCUCUGAUAGUAGCAAAUAUAAAUCUGCCAGUGCAGAUGAACUUACCAGGGAAGACAAGGAACGUCGAGCUCUGUGCGAGGCCGCAUUAAUCAUGGGACAGAAGAGAAUCGGCGACCGUACUAAAAUGCUGAAAAACCCCUUGGACUCUCCUCCAUCUUUUGCUGAUUACAACCAUCUGGGUUUUAACCUGAGAUCAAAUAUAUUCCAAGGUGGCCCACUGAAGAGCCAAAGCUUGAUGAAAGAUUCCUACACCCCUGAAAUAAUUAAGAAGGCAAUCAGGGACCCCAAGAAUUGGCAUGGAAGGAGAACUGAUGAGCUAGGGGAAUGGUAUAAGAAACAUGCACUAGAUCUUAACGUACAGAAAGCAUUGGAGGAUAAAUAUGGAAAGAAGAAAAGCAAACCUUAG
Molecule: messenger RNA, 1056 nt
Organism: Chaetura pelagica (chimney swift)
Lineage: Eukaryota; Metazoa; Chordata; Aves; Apodiformes; Apodidae
Gene: CIMIP4
Product: testis expressed 33
Exons: 6
Coding region: 1-1056 (351 amino acids)
Source: RefSeq, a predicted model, not a curated record